Prorocentrum cordatum is the source of this 303-nucleotide messenger RNA. Lineage: Eukaryota; Dinophyceae; Prorocentrales; Prorocentraceae. The record is from the annotation of a GenBank genome assembly.
AUGAGGCACCCCGUGCAUGGGAUGCUGCACCUUCCUCUUCAAGAGGGCGAAGGCGGCUCUGUCACUCCUGCACCGGCAGAAAGUGGUGCUGAAUGGGUCGAGCUUGCGCCUCUGUCCGUGCGGGCGCUGAGCAUCGACGGACCCCCAGACGGCGGUACCUGCCCGUCCGCGAAAACGACAACGUGGAAAUCUUGCAGAGCCACGGAGAAUGGUCAUUGGCCCGCUGGAUGGAGACGACAGGCUGGGUGCCGUCGGUGUGCGUGGCACGCCAGCGCUGAGAGCCCCGCGGGCAGAGCCUCGUAG